This is a messenger RNA of Misgurnus anguillicaudatus (oriental weatherfish), 5466 nucleotides long. The record is from RefSeq and is a predicted model, not a curated record. Lineage: Eukaryota; Metazoa; Chordata; Actinopteri; Cypriniformes; Cobitidae.
AUAAAGCAAACUCAAUCAAAAUUUAAUUAUAAUCUCCACAACUAGCACACUGCUGUAAGCAAGGUGCUGCCCCCGAGCUAUAUUUAGUAAAAUAAUUAUGAUCUUAAAAUGUCUGGACCCUCUGUUUUUGUGGACAUGUUGUUUUUCGUCAACGUAAAUGUGCUUCGGUAGUACAGAACCACGCUGGCGUGCGUCAGAGCGUUUACUGCGCAUGCUCGACGCGCAUCGUCCAGCCUUGCCAAGACCAGCCCCUAUUCUUCACCAAUGAACGGGCAAAUUUACAAGCGGCAUACGCGUUUAACUAUGGCCGAGACGGACGGUGACAGCUUAUGAACAAUUCGUUGAAUGACUAAACGACAUAGUUAUCGGCUAGACUUAACGUUGGACAUAAGGUAAGGCAUUUUUUCUUUCUAUCUUAAUAAAAUGAGGUACCGGGGGGCAGCCGUAUGGGCCCUGCUGCGUGCACGCUUUCCCGGUGCUACCAGGCGCACACGUAAAGGUGAAACACAAAUUGCGUUCGGAACAAUCAAUGACAGCGCUGCUGAAUGUCAUUUCAGCAACCAUCCGCAAUGGUUCCUCUCUGUAGCCAGGCUUGACAGAUGGUAGUUUGGUUGUAAAAGCCGCGAGACUGAAGCUCCGGGCAAGAAAGGUCUGCUCCUGGGUCCGGUCAGCAAUAACGCGCAUCCCAUCUGGAGAUUUAACGAUCGACCCGAAUAUGAAAGAUGGCAAAUGCAUCACUCAGCAAAGAUCCAGAGCGCAAUCAUCAUUUUCUCUCAGUCCUUUCUGGGCACCGUUUAAUUUGGUAGUUUUAUGUGAUUUGAUACAGAUUGCGCAGGAGCAACGUUCAAUAGACAAUCGUUGAUUUAGUAGGGAAUCGGGUUUAGUUCAUCUCAGUAAAAUCAUGGAUAUUUGGACUUGGCUGUGUUAAGAUACCUACUUCCUGUCCUUAAGUAUGGAUCAAGAUGAUGAUCAUGAACUCUGCGAGGCCCCUUUGCAUGGCCUUUACGGGCCCAACCGGAUGCGUCCGUCCUCGUACCGGGCACUGCGGAGCGCCGUGUCCAGUCUGGCGCGCAUUGACGAUUUCUUCUGUGAAAAAAUCGGCUCCGGCUUCUUCUCUGAAGUCUUCAAGGUGCAGCACAGGAUCACAGGGCAGGUGAUGGCUCUGAAGAUGAACACACUGGCCAGUAAUAAAGCUAACAUGCUGAGAGAAGUGCAGCUCAUGAACCGUCUUUGCCACCCCAACAUCCUCAGGUUUUUAGGGGUGUGUGUUCAUGAAGGACAGCUUCAUGCUCUUACUGAGUAUAUUAAUGGAGGAAACCUGGAGCAGCUGCUGGACAGUGAUAUAUAUCUGUCAUGGAGCGUGAGGAUCGGUCUAUCUCUGGACAUUGCUAGAGGAUUGCAGUAUCUACACAGCAAGGGUAUUUUCCACCGUGAUCUCACGUCCAAGAAUUGUCUGGUGCGUUGUGAAAAUGGUGCUUUCACAGCUGUUGUUGGGGACUUUGGACUGGCAGAGAAAAUCCCAGAUUACAUUGAUGGUGUUGAAAAGCAACCUUUGGCUAUUGUGGGCUCCCCCUACUGGAUGGCUCCAGAAAUGCUGAGAGGAGAACUGUACGAUGAGAAGGUGGAUGUCUUUUCAUAUGGAAUAAUUCUUUGUGAGAUUAUUGCCCGAAUUGAGGCCGACCCAGAUAUCCUCCCUCGAACAGAGGAUUUUGGAUUGGAUAUUGACACAUUUGAGCACAUGGUGGGAGACUGUCCACCUUCGUUUCUUCGAUUGGCUGUCAACUGCUGCAAUAUGUGUGCAGACAGUCGUCCUGCCUUCUCCGAAUUAGUAGUGACCCUUGAGAGCAUACAGCGAGAGAGAGAGAAGAGUGAAGCUCCUGUUAUAUUAGAACCUGUUGCCAUUGACGAAAGUCCCUACAGGAGGAGAAGUUCGCUAUGCCAUCCGGUUAACCAGCGUCUGUCGCGCAGUCAGUCAGAUGUAUUGCCUCCUGCCACAUCGCCGUGUUUGGGUACACCUGCACGGGUCAACCCUUUCUCUCUUCGCCAAGAUCUCAACGGUGGUCGCAUCAAGCUGUUCGACACCCCUAGCAAAUCCGUCAUCUCUCUGACUUUUACCCUACCACCACCUCCAGACCCCUGCACAUCCCCAGCUCUUAACUGCAGCUCGGGAUUCCGCGGACCGCCUCGAAGGUGCCGGUCCCUACCGUGCACUCCCGAUCUGGGUAGACAGCUUCCAUUCCAAGAUCAAGAGGGGAAGGAAACAGAGCAGAGCAAUGAAGAACUACUUGAAAAUGAAAUGAAUAAGAAAGAGUUGGAGCUAUUGAAGGAUGAGGUGGAUGACUCAGACCUGGUGCUGGACUUAGAGAUGGUGUCUUUAGAGCGGGUAGAUGAGGAAGAGGAUGAAGAUGUUGAGAAGGACGGAUUGUGCCACACAGAACCAAUGGACUGUAGCAGCUCCCCCGACACCAUGCCAGGAAAGCGGUUUAUAUGCGGUUCUUAUUCAUCCUCCUCCUCCUCCUCCUUAAAUCCCAAUGGCUGGCCUGCGCCGAUCUCUAAUGGGCCACCAUUAUUACCCUCCCUUCCCCGUUUUGACAAUAACAAUAGACUUCUGAGACCUGGGCGGCCAUUAGCAUGGGCUAGACUAAACGGUUACCGCGGCCCUGCCCCAGCAUCAUUACCGCCUACCGCCGAACAAGAUGAUGUCAUGUCUUGUCCGGCCUGCUGCCUGGCUGGGUUCAGUUUCCCUUCCUUGUGCCUGCGCAUAGCCCCUUCUCGUCGUGGACCUCCAAGACGACCAUACAGGAACUUGAAUGGAGGGGAGACGCCCGCAACCACAGCAAAGGGACUGCUCUGUCGGGGAGCGAAGGGCCUGGCCCCACCCACAGCAACCUGUGAGCCAGGGUUACCCCUUCCAGAGGCCCAGACCUAAUGGAGUCAGGCCAAAGUAUUUAUGGCACAUUUACUAAAAGAAGGCUGUGAAUCACAAGCACUAGUUUUGCUGUAUGUGGUUGAAACAGUGAAGUAAAUAUAUGUACUGUAUCAUAUGUGAGAACAUAUAGAAUUGAAUGAUAAGAUAAAAGGCAUGCUGAUCUUGGUGUUGGUCAGUUACACCUUUAUCCAAACUCACAGUUAAUAUUAUUAUACAACAAUGGGUGCUUUUUGACGUGUACUAUUUUAGCUCCGUUAGUGUUGGAUUGAAUCAAAGCCACUGUGUUUAAACGAAAACUGUGUUUGGAAAGACAAAAUAGUGGCUUGUAAAGUAUUUUAAACAUGUCUUAUUUAUUUAUUUAUUUAUUAGAUAAUCAUUCCUCAUUAAGAUUGAGUGUUUUUAUGAGAGCGUACAAAUAUACGUGACACUGUGUGACGUUCGUUGAUACUUCUUUGUGAUACAUAUGUAUGUUUAGAUGCAACGUACGCAAUACAAUAUAUGGUGAAUCUGUACACUGUUCUAUUUAUUAGACUUUUAUAAAUGAAAAACAUUUUGAGCAUUACACAAAUUAAGACACUUAGGGGGUUUUGGCUAGAAUGGAUACAACAAAUAGCGAUAUCUUGUGAGAUGAUGAGUUUGGGUAUAGGAUUAAGGGGGUCGCAAACAGGAUGCGCAGCUCAGCGCCGCACACCGCCGCACCGUUCUUAAAAACUCAAACACAUUGCUUUCUAUGAGUAUAUGCAAACCGCCCAGCUACGACUCACGGUGCAUUCACAUGGGGCGUAAGCGUUAACGCUUCACAUUCACUUUUAAUGGGUGACGUCAUGCUAUGCCGAAUUGAAUUGUGGAUCCGUCAGCGCCGCGUCAGUGCUGUGCUCGCGGCAGAAGUUGAACAUUUCUCAACUUUUCAAGCGGCAACGCGUGCGUCAGCCAAUCAUAUCACCUUAUGCAAAUAACCUAGGCAGAGCCAGCCAAUUACGUAUAUGGAUGCUCCGGCCACUGUGAUUGGUUGUUGGCCACGCUUCAGACAAGCCUUACGUUAACGCUUACACCCCGUGUGAAUGUGCCGUCAGGAAGUUGCUCAAAUCCCUGUCACGCCACUCACAUAGUUUAACAUUAAAUAACAUCAUAUUUGUCCCAAAUCAUUAACAUUGGCUGCUAACGUAUAUUUAGCAUUUUGAAGUAGACGCUAUCUGACGAAGCUUGCACUAUUUAAUGUGCACUUCCGGUUUACGAUACCUCAGAGUUGUCCUAGACGCGACACUGAGCUGCGCAGCCGGUGUGCGACCCCCUUUAAAACAGCACACAUUCAGCAAGACUGCAUGAGUUUUUGGCGUUUGCUGUAUCCCUUCUAGCCAUAACCACUUAGAUUGGUGCUUAUAGAGUGCGUCGGUUUAUUUUUUAUAUCUCCCCCUAGUGGUAAGGAGGAUUUAUUGUUGCUAGACUAAUGCUGCUCUUAAUGAAUUUGACCUUUACCUUUGAUCCAAAACUAGAUCAGCUUUAUGUGAUGUUCAAGGUAUGAAUCGUAUGUAGAAAAGCUGUUCUUAGACCUGCACAAAGCCGCAUCUUUAACAUGGUGUUUAUAUCCACGUAAACCCAUUUGAACUCAUGAUUUUGUAAUUGAAUUUCACAGGAAUCUAGAUGCAGUGAGUGCAACUUUCUCGUAUAAUUCGGUCUAAAAUAAAUAAAUAAACUGUUGAGGUCUUGAAUGAGUUUGUGGUUACAUUUAAAUCCAGAAACUCACACAGAUUGUAAUGUUGUGUGUCUUCUGGUCUGUUUACAAUCUGUCAGUCAGGCACGAUUACUGAAGUGUAUAUAACAUCUCUGAAAUACAUCCAUGCUGAAUUUUCUCAUCCUUGUACACCUGCUUAUGAGUUAGGCAAAGGAAGUAUCUGCAUGGCGAGUACUGCACUACACAAGCGAUCUGUACAUAGCAAUGCAUGACAAUAGACAAAAAGGUGUCCAACUUGUUAUUACUUGGCUUCAGGCUGCUAUCAGAGGUGAAGAUAAAGUCUCAAGACAAAUUUGAAGUGAGAUUAGAUAUGGAUGUAAUAAGAAGUGCUCUUGGUUUAUCUAAUUGAUCAAUUUAUUGAUUUCAUAACUUGGUGAAGAAUGUUGUAAUUUAAAAAUUGCUUUGUUUCAAUUGUUAAAAAGUAAUAUUUGGAUACUUAUAUGUCCAGUAUGAAACUGAGAGAGUUAACUUCAAUUUUGUCAUUUUCUUUAUAGAAACUUGAUAAUGCUAACCCAUUUUUGGUUUACAGAAGAGAAAUUCUAAUGUAAGCAAUUUGAUAAUGUGGACUUUUAUAACUUGCCUCCUUCAGUAAGUAAUGAAGUGAUGUUAACAGAUUGGGCAUGGAUGCAUCUGUAAAGUCACAUUACUGUAUUUUUUUUUAAGAGAGAACAUGUGUCUCUCUAAACGCAAAGCACUUAUCACUAUUAUUAUUGUCAUUAGUUCUGGGGAACAACAGCUUUAAUAAAUGUCAAUGAUUCAUGUUAUUUAUGAAAAUGUCAAAUUAAAAAGACAAUGUAAAAUGCUG